UUUACCAAGAAGUCUGAGAAGAUUAUUCUUGCAGGAACUCGCUUCGAAAAAGAUGCUCUCAUUUGGUACAAGCUUUCUCUGUGCAACCACUUGGAGCAUCAGAACAAUUCCAAUGUACAUACUCAGAGUACUAAGAAUAUGUUUGAUUCUUUUGAAAGCUUUGAGAAGGCUCUUAAGAAGAUCUUUGGUAAUUCUAAUGAAGAAUGUAUUAUAGCUUAG
Cryphonectria parasitica EP155 is the source of this 219-nucleotide messenger RNA. RefSeq lists its product as uncharacterized. The annotation marks the transcript as partial. NCBI's taxonomy places the organism in Eukaryota, Fungi, Ascomycota, Sordariomycetes, Diaporthales, Cryphonectriaceae. The transcript has a single exon. The record is from RefSeq and is a predicted model, not a curated record.